GUCCUUAUCACAUCUCCUAAACACAUUCCUCCACCUCAGAACGUUUCUAUCAAGGAAAAGUGGUUAGGAAAGGAGGUAGGAGACCACUGAGUGUAUGUGGACGUGAAGGGCUUUUAUUGUGAAAUGUACGGUAGGGAAAAGCUGUUCCGCACAUGCGCGGUAGAGAUCCUGCGUGGGCAGAGACUAGUCAGUUUAAUAAGUUUGAUGAUUUGUUUAAAAUACAGAACAAAAGUAAACAAAGUUGGACAGCAGAGCAUCAUGGCGGCUUUAUGAACGUAAGAGGCGGGAACACGGAGGGCGACGGUCAGAGGGAGGAGGACCGGAAGCUGUUUGAAAGCCGUGAGCGGGAGUUUGUCAGCAGGGGGAGAAACCGGCACCCGGAGCGAAGACAUGGACCCCCUGCAGGAGCUCCUGGACCGGGUCAAGCCCAGCACCGAGGCGGAGUCCCUGUGGUUAAAGAACAUCUUCACCUUCAUCUCUGAACACCUGAGUCCUGUGGUGUGUAGCUCCGCCCCCUCGCAGACAGGUAACCACAAUCAGCAGAGAGCCUGGGCCAGGGAGGCGGAGCUCGCCGUGCCAGGUCAGAGGGCGCUGCCGAGAGUCAACCUGCUGCUGAUUGGCUGUCUGAGAGAAGGCCGUGACGGAGAGUACAGGCUGACGGACGCCAGCGGCAGCGUCAUGUGUGAGUGCCUGUCUCUCUCGCCCCUGUGGCUCAAUCGUCCCGUUUUCCUCCCUCACUGGAACUACAUCCCCCACAAUGCAUCGGGCCAGGAAGAAGCUGCAGGCUUCUUGGAGCUGAUUGGCUCCCCUGUCCUGUUGUGUCCUGGUGCUGAGCAGGGUUUGGCUGCUGCUCCUGCAAGGGUGGAGCUAAGCGGAGUGGUGGGAGUCGGAGAGGCCGGCAGGCUGCUGAGGCACAGGGUCAAAGGUCAGCGGCUGAGCAUGUUCGGAGAGGUGGGCUCAGUCUGCCCUCUGCUGGCUGUGGCAGGAACGACCUUCUUUUGCUUCACGCUAACGGAUGAGUCGCGCUCGCUGCCCGUGCUCGUACAGGACAGCAGCCGGCUCAGCUGGAUUCAGCGUGUGUGUGUCGGGCAGAGCGUGUGUGUGACAGCUCUACGUGUGUGUGCGCUACGAGGCUGGAGAGGAAACAACAUCCUGUGUGUGACGAAGCGCUCCGAGCUGCACGCCGACUACACGCACACACAGGAACACACACAGGAACACACACACUCUGAGUCCCUGCUGCUGAUGUCACAGCCUGCUGAGGACGACUGUGAGGAGGCGGAGCAUGAGGAGGUGGAGAUGGACCAAUCAGCUGAGAGGAUAAAGCAAUCCAAAGUCAUCAGCUACCAGGGCAUGGUGACUGAAGUUGUGAGUGAGGGGGCGGGGCUCUACGUGCUGGAUGGGAAGGUGGGUCUGUGCAUGGCCUAUCAGCCGGCGGCGAAGAGGAAGCUGAGGGCGGGAGACAGAGUGGAGUUGCAUCACGCCCACUUCCUGUACCGGCCCUGCCCAGACUUCCCUCCCAGCAUGCUUUGCACCUGCCUGCGCUCCAGCCUGAGGGUGACGGCCUUCAGCAGGGCGGGAGGGUCGCCACCCGACAACCGCUGCCCGGGAGAUGGGGCGUUACCACGGUUACUGCUGCAGAGAAACAUAGAUGUGUCCGAUUACCUGUGGACGUGUCACCUAAGCUCGCAGCUGGCACACAGUCUGGUCCAAGGUGUGUGGAGCCAGCAGUGUGUGUGCUUGCUGUCCUGGAGGCUGAUGGAGACUCUGAGCAGAGCUGGAGGACGAGGACGCAGAGACAUCUACUCUGAGAUGCUGGACGAGCCUCACACCUGUCCUGUGACUCAGUACAGCGUGUCCUCGGCGGUCUGUCAGUACCUCGGUGUGUCGGAGCUCCUGGAGUCCCUGCAGUCUGACUGCUGGUCUUCGGCCCCUCUGAGCUCUCUGCUGCCCCCUGAUGGCUCAAACCUGACCUCCUCCCAGAUCAAGGGGUUCCUGUCCUGGUCUUGCAGGACUCUGUCCUCCGAGCCUCGGGGUGGAGACGCUGUCAGGCAGCGCCCCCUGCUGCUGGGCGGCGUGCUGGAGCUUCCGUCACAGACGUCUGAGUUCAAACACUCGAUGCAGCUCAGAGACGCCACAGGAGCUGCAGCCUGCGUGCUGACGGAGAGCAGCGAGGAGGAGGAGGGAGCGCAGAGGGCGGUCUUUAACAGCGCCUGGAUUGGUUGUCUGGUGGGUGUGGUGCAGCUCACCAUGGUGACAGAGAGAUUCCUCCAAUCAGAUUUCCCUUCCUACCAACACCUGGACCAGGACAGGUUCAUCACACACAGAGGGCGUUUAUCAAUAUGCGUACUUGUGCGUGAUGUGAGCUUCCUUCCUGGUUACACAAGGGGGAGGAGCCAGGAGGGAGGGGACGUCACUGCCAGGAAGCAGACAGUAGAAGAAGAAGGAGAAGAGACUGCUGGGAGUAAGAGGAAGAGAAGAGAAGAAGAAGAAGCAGAUUCCGGCAACCCCUGGUCCUGUGUCUCCAUGGUGAUCAGGGUGGAGCAGAAGGAGGGUGUGUCCUGGAGGAAUACAGGGGCGGGGGCAGAGGAUCAGGAGGCAGGGCUGAGACUGUGCUUCUCAGUGAAAGCUGCUGUGAUUGGUCCAGUGGUCAGCUGGAGGCGGGACCCAAAGAAUGAACCAAUGACAGAGAAAGAAAGUGAACAAAAGCAGGAGAGAAAGGUGGUGCUGGUGUUCUCAGGUGUGUGUACGCGGUGGUUUCCUGUCCUCCAGCCUGGAUGUUUCUACAGACUCAUCGCCGCUAACACUCAGGAUCCCAGUGUUUUGAUUGGCUGUGGAGUUUCUGGGCGCAGUGGGGUGGAUCUCCACGCUGAGUCAACCCUACAAGUCAGACGUGGUUGGAGAUUCCACACUCUGACACGCCCACUGCUGCUGCCCACCUGCAGACAGGCCGUCCCACCCACAGUCUUGUCUGUCUCAGAGGUCUUAGACUGCAGUUCAGAGCUGGUGUGUUUUCAGGGUGUGGUGUCUGAAAGGAUCAGUGUGAACAACAGGACUGCCCACUCUGGACACACACACUCAGGUGUGCGUCUCACUCUUUGUGACCAAGCUGGGAGGAGUCUGCAGGUGUACCUGGACUUAAGCCACACCCCCUACCCACCUGGCCUGUUGCCGGGUAACACUCUGCUGUUGUCUGGUUUCCAGAGGAGGCUGUCCAGGACAGGAAGUGUGUACUGCACGUACUUACCUGUCAGCUCCAUAACUGUGGUCUCCCUGGGAGACACCAGCUCGGCCCAGCCUCCUCCUCCUGCUCCCAUCAUGCACCUGGGUGAGUGGGCUCUGAGCAGCAAGCAGAGGUGCACUGUGGGACAGGUCAAAGGUCACGUGGUGUGUUUCCUGUUCCUGCAACUGCAGUGGAGCUGCUCGCUGUGUGGCAGCGUGUACACACAGGGCUGCAGCAGCUCUCAGUGUCACUCGACCUCGUCAGUGUUUCAGUCCAAAGCAAAGCUGGUGAUUGAUGACGGGACAGGUGAGGCUCACGUCUGGUUCUCAGCUGCUCUGGUUCGUGCUCUGCUGGGAUUGGCUGACGGUCAGUGGGAGGGGCUUCAGAGAGCACUCAGGGUCAGAGGUCACAUCAGAGUCUUCCCUCGUGGGCAGAGCCAGGUGUGUGACGGGGACGCUGACGACUUCCUCCUCCACUUCCUGUUGUGUCUGUGCAGCAGUGAUGUCAUGAUUCGGCCGCUCAACCUCACCUGCAGGAAACGCACCAACCAGAGACCAGAAGAGUCGUGUGUGUGUUUGUGUUUCAGAGGUGAGGAGGUUCAUUCGAGGAGACAGAGAGUUCCUGACCAGACUGGCUCCUCCCCUUCAGCUCACCUGUCUGCACCUCCACCCUGACUGAGCUCCACCUGCUUCGUUCUGAUUUUAUCUGUUCUACGUGUUCGUACAAAUAAAACUUUAUUGCUCCUCCUCCUGUCACACGGUAUCUCACCUUCACUGAACCUAACGCUGGUGAUCAGGGUCAGAGGUCACACAAAGCUCUCUGGGUUUAACCUCACAUGAAAGGGGCGGAGCUGUCAUCAUCACAAAGGGGUGUUUAACAGGUCAUGUGACCCUUCUACAGGAAGUGAUCCCUGUGAGUGGCGCCCACAUCAGAGACGUUCUCAGAUGGUGAUUCAUAAAACCUGCACCAGUAAAAUCUGAAAGUGGAAGGAUGAUGAGUGAAACUGGUUAAUCUGGUGUUUGUGGCACAGAGCGGGAUAAUAAAGGUUUGACCUCCACUGUGUGACACGUGUACCUGAACAGGUGUGCUGUGUGACACGUGUGGCUCUGGGUCAGGUGUAACUCCCACAGCCUGUAGUUCAGAUUCUCUGUGUUUGUGAAGUAAAACUAAACACUGUGAACGUGUUUCAGUUUCUUUACAGACGUCAGACGGUGAAAGCUUCAGCCUGACCAGGAAAGAAUCAGUCUGCUUUAAAUCACACUUACUUUAAAAUUCAUUUCUCCUCA
Oreochromis niloticus (Nile tilapia) is the source of this 4509-nucleotide messenger RNA. RefSeq names its product CST complex subunit CTC1. Gene Ontology annotation, molecular function: telomeric repeat DNA binding; single-stranded DNA binding. The transcript is spliced from 25 exons. Lineage: Eukaryota; Metazoa; Chordata; Actinopteri; Cichliformes; Cichlidae. Gene Ontology annotation, cellular component: CST complex. Gene Ontology annotation, biological process: positive regulation of DNA replication; telomere maintenance via telomere lengthening. The record is from RefSeq and is a predicted model, not a curated record. Bases 391 to 3897 code for a protein of 1168 amino acids.